Messenger RNA from Dryobates pubescens (Downy woodpecker), 4144 nucleotides. RefSeq names its product lipid droplet associated hydrolase (gene LDAH). Gene Ontology annotation, biological process: lipid storage. Gene Ontology annotation, molecular function: lipase activity. Lineage: Eukaryota; Metazoa; Chordata; Aves; Piciformes; Picidae. Bases 112 to 1125 code for a protein of 337 amino acids. The record is from RefSeq and is a predicted model, not a curated record. The transcript has 7 exons. Gene Ontology annotation, cellular component: lipid droplet.
CAACCGCUCCCGCCCCCUCCUGCCGCCGCCCUGCGCGGCCUCCCCGGCUGCUUCCGCCCGGUUUCGGCAGACGUCGCUGCUGCUGUCUGAUCCCUCGCUGCUGCUACCGCUAUGCUAGGUGUUGGGGAGCCUACGAAGUGGGAAGCAAAAAUGAAGUCAGCUUCAGAAGAGCCUGUCCCAUUACAUGAAGAAUUUAUCUACUGUUGUGGAGCUGCUACCCAUGUCUUGAAGUGUGGGCCAUGGAAAGACCUCUCAAAAGAUGAAAGCAAAAAUCUACCUAGGCUCUUAUUCAUGAUUAUUCCUGGUAACCCUGGACUGGCAGGUUAUUACAGGACCUUUAUACAGGCCUUAUAUUGUGGACUAAAUCAGCAGUAUCCUGUUUGGGUUGUGAGCCAUGCUGGACAUUGUAAACCUCCUAGUGGUAUGGAAAUGAUAGAAGACACAGAUAUUAAAGAGCUAGAGGAUGUUUUUGGACUUAAUGGACAAGUAGAGCAUAAGCUGAACUUCCUCAAAAAGAAUGUAUCAAAAGAUAUAAAGCUGGUACUGAUUGCUCAUUCUAUUGGUUGCUACAUCACACUGGAGAUGAUGAAGCGAGCAUCAGAACUUCAGGUUCUUCGCUCUGUGCUGCUGUUCCCAACAAUAGAGCGUAUGGCUCAGUCCCCUCAGGGAAAGCUCAUGACCCCUUUGCUGUGCAAACUUCGUUAUGCUCUGUACAUGCCCGUCUACCUGCUGUCCUUCCUACCAGAGGGAGUCAAAGCUUCUCUGGUGCGGUUUGCUCUGCGAGGUAUGAAGACCUAUGAUGAAUCUUCCAUAACAACCUCCAUAAAUCUCUUCAGCGUGGACUGCAUUGCCAACAUCUUGUAUAUGGCAAGCCAAGAAAUGAUGAAGGUCGUAGAGAGAGACAGUACAACUAUAAAGCAAAAUUUAAAGAAGCUGAUUUUCUACUAUGGAACUGGGGACAGCUGGUGUCCACAGCACUACUACGAUGAGAUCAAAAUGGAUUUUCCGGACGGGGACAUUCGACUUUGCGAGAAAGGGCUCCGCCAUGCCUUUGUGCUAGAUGCCAGCAAGGAGAUGGCUGCCAUGAUUACAGACUGGUUACAAGAUGAUCUGACCAAAUUAUAAAUAUUCAUUCAGAAAUUAACAAGAAAAUGAUGUGAUUAUUUUGUGAACGUGUAAUUUUUUGUGAGUCUGUCAUAAUUUUUUCUGUUUAUUAUAAAUUAUGGCUUGUUCUCUAUUGAGAUGUUUUAGAGAAAGUUAAAGAGAGACUGGCUGGUCCAAAGUAUAGUUUUAUUGAUUCAGUGGUGAGGUACCUUCAUCCUGUCUUCAGGAAUCUUCAGGACUUGGUAAAGGAUAGAAUAUUUAUUGUCUGUAGCACUCUAGACAUCACUGAUACUAGAUUCACUGGCUACAAGUGCACCUGAGUUGCUAUCACCUCACCUGCUGGAGAGCUGUCACUGAUAGGUUUGGGGCAGCCCAGAUGUCCUGCUUUAGAAAGAAAUACCGAGCUCUUCUCUAUGGGUAAAAAUUUCCCUGUGAAUGGAUCCUAGCAAUGGAUCCUGGUAUGCUGUGAAAGACCUGGCCCUCUCUUCGUGUCUCUAUGUAACUCCAGUGCGUUGGCAACCAGAACAGCCCAAGGUCCCAGGACAAACCUAACAUCUCCUCCAGGUUAAGUAAGGUUGGUGGUCAAGCUGAAUUCAGGAUGAGUACAAAGGAGAUGUGAAGAUGAGAUGAGACUUCUCAAAGUCUCAGGAGGGGUUUAGGAUGCUGCCAGGACUCCACAGGGUACUGAAAAUACCAUAAGGUAAAUGCAGCUGCUCAGCAAGGGAAUCCAUAUGGAGCUCUUGUCUGCUGCAAGUCUUUCAUUUUUUGAUUGACUAUAGAGAGUUAAAGACACUGGUUAAAGAUGCCAGUAUUAAAAGGUUAAAAUGGAUUUCAGAAUCCAUAUAUAACUGCUUAUAGGUGGCCUAGCUCUUCUAAUGAAGUCCAGGAGAACAGUGCUUGCUCAGCAGCUUUAAAGAAUUAAACCAGUUCUGAUGCAUACGUGAAUUUCAGUCCUUUGCUCUAAGGACUGAAGUAUGACAUUUUCUGCCAAGCCACAAAUUAGGUGAGCCCACCAUGAGAAAAUGUCUAUUACUCUUGCCAUGGCUGCACCCAUGAAAUAACAUGAAAAGGCAUGAAAUACUACUAUUGAGAAUCAAAUCCUUGCUUUAGCACAUUACUGACAAAUACUCUGUUCCUCACAUUUGUUCAUCCUUCUCCUUUUCGGACAGCAAAAAACAAGAAGCAAACAGUUGUGAUAACAGAAUAAGUUAGAAGAAAUAGCUAGAAAUUCAAAUAAUGUAAGUAAGGGGUACAGAGCCAAGUGUAAUCAGGAAAAGCUUUCUAGCCAUGAACCUGUGAAAUAGUUUCCCUGCGGAGUUCACAGAGGCAUUUAUAAAUAAACAGUACAGUACAGAAUAUAGUCAGGGGAAAUCCUGCCCUUGCAAUUACAUGAAUUGAGCUGAUCUAUUGAAUAUCUAACUUACUUAAUGGUUUAUUAACACUUUUAAUGUAGUACUAGUGAGAAUGAUGCCAGAGAAUGUUCUCUGUGAUGCAGAAUUAAUUCCUUACUUUUCUUACACAAUUAUAUAGACAUCUUCCACUUCUCCCUAAAUCCCCCUUGAAUCUCUAAUGUUUGUAAUAGACACUGGGUAUUUCAGACUAGUUAUCAAACCUGGAGACAAGACAGUGGAUUUAAGUGACCUUCUUUGCCUCAGAAACUGGUUUAGCUUUCAAGACUAGCCAGCAUAUUUUCAGGUUACACUGCCGUGUAGUGAGGCGGUUAUUGAUGCAUGAGGCAGAAGUGCUGCGGCCACAGUUGAAGCAGCCCAAGGAUGAACUAGAUAAGGUUCAAGGUGAAGGGCCUGGGCCUGUGCAACUGAUUAUGUUUACUGGAGAACCAUUUCUUCUUUCUAUGGGGCCAUAUUCAGUCAUGAUCAAAAUAAUUCUUGUGCUCACUUCAGAAAUCCAUAGUUGUGUAUGCCCACGUGUGUUUAAAAAGCCCCCAGGUGUUGGCAUGCAUUCAUGUUGGAUGGCCUUAUGGGAGAUGCUAAAGUUGCCUUGGCACUUCCUGGGGCAGAGUAGGACUGGGGAGUGGGGAUGUUCACCUCUGUGGAGAUAUAUAUAUGUACACAUGUGUAUAUAUACACAUACAUAUGCACAUUUGAGUAUUAACAACAUAGGAAAAAUAGAGUUCCAUUGGUUGUUUUGGUUUACACAUUGGUUGGGUUCAACAACUCUUUUGUUUUUCUAAGUAUAUGGAAUCAGGUAAUCGAGCAAGGACUCCGUCUGUAAAAGUUCUGCUGUCGUGGUGGAUCUCCUGAGGACAGAAAAAAUCUUGCGUUAACCAAAGAUGACAAGCAGCUAUUAAAGCCUGGAAACUGAAGCACCUAUGAGAAGCAGUUGUUUACAGUGCAUUAUUCGUAUACUUUGUAUGAGGAAUUAAUUUAGCAAUACUUGUACUUGACUUGUGUAUGCCUUUUAUACAAAUGUUAAUCCACUAUAUGAAAUGCUACUGACUGCAUUAAGACCUAAACUGAGAUUAGAUCUGGUCAGGGAUGACCAGAUCACCUACAGAACAAUGCCUUACAAUUUUCUUAAAUGAAUUUUCUCUAAGAUUAUCAAAACCACAUUGAUUCAAUUGCUACCUUCCUCCUAGAAGCUGUUACUGUAAGGCUAAGAUCUGAAAAUUUGCUACUCUAUCCAUUACAGAAAAGCAUGGGUCUAGUUUUCACAGCUGUAUUUCCUAAGAGGAGCUGAUUUCACACAAUGAGACUCCAGCUCCUCUAAAGCCCAUAGCGUUCACCAUGACCCCAGGCCAAGUGUCAAAAGUGCUUAUGGUCCAAACGUGCCAACUUGCCGUGGAAACACAGCACGGUCUUGCCUGUUUUAGACUAUUUUAGAAUUCUUGGGGGAACCUAUCACAAACGACUUCACUGUAUGCAGUAGCACCUAAUCUGUGUCAUUCACAUUUGUGCUUAAUUCUCACCUUGCAAGCAGUCUUGCUAGCUUCAAUGGCUUUGAUUCACGUUCAAGUGUUUUGCUAGAUUGAUACCUUUUAUGAAAUAGUGCACAACUCCAAUAACAAAAAUAAAGACAUUUA